GGCGCCUUAGCCAAUAUUUUCUGGGGCCUGGAAGAUGGCGACAGCGGCGAGAUUUUUAUCUUACCAAACCUCAUUCUCUUGCGAUAGCCCUUGGUCGCCUUCAGUCGACAACGACAACGACACCGACCGGACGGGCACCCUUGACACCCACGACUAUCGCAAUCAACCCUGGAGGUGGCCGCAUACUCCCGGACCGCAAGUUUGGAUAUUCGCUGCAGACUGCCACUAAAAGUCUGCCUGACCUUCAAACAACUUGUUUGUCCUCACCACUAACACUGUUUGUCCAGUGGCAGCAUCAACCUCUCUCCUUCUUCGAUCCUACCCGCCCCUCUCGAGCUCUAUCUACACUCUUACCGUCGAAGACCAUGCCGGGUCGCCGUCAAGGGGACAGAUACUGUCCGCCUCCGUACGAGCAGAACCCCCAUAGAACGCCGCAGCAGUUCCCACCAGAUGUAGCGCCAUCGCAUUACUCUCUACCACAUCGGUCCUACCAGCCUCAGCAAGGUGAAUACAAUGAAUGCUUUGAUCAGAACAAAAUUGACAUUUACAAAACAGUGGACUCGUGGAGAUCUUACAGAAACGAUACUGUCAAUCUCCAGACUUCCACCAACCUGCACCAUUCUCAGUGGGCUCCCCAAGCCAGCGCAAGAGAUCCUUACUAUGGCGUCCCUCCCUCGAGCGGGAGUGCGCCUUACUUCCACCCGUCGCAGGUUCGAAUGGCGCAUGACACUUCACGCGAACCUCUGAGGUCAGUGCAUAACUAUGCUCGAUAUCCGACAUAUCGAGUUGACAAAAUAUACAGCGCGGCAGAUGGCAGCCGCGACAGAUCACUUACUCAGCAGACAGCGAGAUAUGCGCCGCUGGCGUUGUCUCAGUCAACGUCGCAGUAUACAUUGCGUCCAAGGCGUCCUGACCAGAUUGCGCCCUACAGCAGCGCAGCUCAAGCGGAUACCCCCCUGCCAUCCAUUGAACCUGCAGAUCUACCCUCUGCACCAGCAAAUUAUGUACCAAUCCGAUACAGUACGCCACGCCGAAGCCGAACCGGGACUCCGAGCACUGUCCAAGAUCCACCUGCGCCUAAAGCAACUAAGGCUUACAUGAAAAGUGCGGCACAAGCACCCACUCUUAGAGACACUGCACAAAAGCUACUGGUGGUGUUGGACCUUAAUGGCACUUUGCUUGUCCGUCCAAACCGCAGAAACGAUCCCACAAAGUUCAGGCUUAGACCCGGUGUCACCCAACUGCUUGACUAUCUAUUCAAUAAUCAUGUAGUCAUGGUUUACUCCUCUGCGAGGCCAGACAACGUGUCAGGCAUGGUCAACAACCUGAUAUCACCAAAACAACGCAAACAGAUGGCUGGUAUUUGGGCGAGAGAUAAGUUGGACUUGACCAAACAGCAGUACAACAAUAAGGUUCAAGUCUAUAAGAAGCUGGAGAAGAUUUGGGCUGACAAAGAUGUUCAAAGCAAGGCUGAGCCAGGGACGAAGUGGAAUCAAACCAAUACUGUUCUCGUUGACGACAGUCAAAUGAAAGGUCUUGCUCAACCACAUAAUCUGCUACAAGUGCCAGAGUUCGAGAACAAUGCGCCCAAAGAAGGUGCAGCACCUUUACGAGAAUGGCAGCUGAAAGAACAAGCCAUUGUCAAGUCUUUGGAAUUGAAACUCGAGGAGCUCAAGUGGCAGGUCGAUAUCUCGCGACUCAUCAGAGAAUGGCAGACCGGAAAACGAACGGCGCCGGGUGUCGUUGACGAGACUAUCGAUCAAAAGACACACCGCAAGAUCGAGCAGCAGCAGAUAGAGCCAAGCCCUGCACCCAGUGUCGGCCAGCCUGAACGAGCCACCAGCAUCGCUGCACAAUCCUUCAGCCAACCUGGAUUACCCUCACCAUUUUUGACCCCGAGAAGUCCAGUCCAAUCCACCGAUGGUGACGACAACAGUGACGCAGGGGUCGAUCUCAACGCGACUUCACCCCUCGACCACUUGGAACGGGAGAUUGACCGCAAUCUGAAUAUCAAGCGAACCGCCGGUGACAAGGAUGCUGGACGUAGUGAAUCGCCUAUUGACGAGAGCGUGUGGAAGGAGCUCUUAGGUGGAAACGAGGAGAAGGACACAGAGAAGGGAUCACUUGGGGCUGUGCCGCCAACGCCGGAGAGCAUGACUUCCUAAAUACAUUCGGUGGGCACGUUCCCCUUAUGUUCUUCCAUGGCAGAACGUUGCUGCUGGGGCUUGCUUUGAUGCCUGUCCGCGAAGGAGGUAUCAUGCAUCAGGUCGUGCUAUGUAAUAUUCAAUGAGCGAGGUGCUUGGAGUUUCAUCGUCCCAGGGGCUUCAAUGAAGUGUGCUCAUAUCACAAUCAAUAUCGAAGACAGAGACAUUGAAAGAACUG
Messenger RNA from Exophiala viscosa, 2382 nucleotides. RefSeq lists its product as uncharacterized. Bases 366 to 2165 code for a protein of 599 amino acids. Gene Ontology annotation, biological process: protein import into mitochondrial matrix. Gene Ontology annotation, cellular component: TIM23 mitochondrial import inner membrane translocase complex. Lineage: Eukaryota; Fungi; Ascomycota; Eurotiomycetes; Chaetothyriales; Herpotrichiellaceae. The transcript has a single exon. The record is from RefSeq and is a predicted model, not a curated record.